AUGCUGGCAACGAGGCGGGCACAGAGCCUGGAAGCCGAACGGAACCGCAAGCUUGCGGCUGCGCGCGAACGUCUGGCAGAAGAGAAAGCAAAUUCUAGGGACGUGAAACAGAACGAUGCGUGGGGGCGAACAAUUCUGCGUAUGUACAGCACUGCGGCCGCACCUAAAAUGCUAAAAAAGCGACAAACAGGUGGCUACACAACGGGGCGAGAAGGAUAUUACGUCACAACGACUAGUCCACCGAGUAGUGCGGUGACGACGACGCGGCCGUCCUCGUCCACAUCGGCAACUUCUAAUGGAGGUGAAAGUCAACAGUUAUCCGACAGUACCCAACCGUCAGCACGGAGGAAAAGUAGAGCAGCGCCGGUCGUAAAGGCGACUUCCUGGUCGUGGGCUGGGAUGGAGACUGGGUGGCGCGCACUGACUCCACCGCGAGUACGGACACUGUCGCGAUCCAGGUCGAGAUCUAUGAGUCCGGCGGAGGAAGCCAGAAACAAAGGGAAAGGCGGAGCAGAAGGCGAGCAAAGCGAGAAAUCGCCUCCCUUAUCGACGAUUAUGAGCGCAAAUCGAUCGCCUACACUGUUGCUCUUAGACGAAGACUCUGGCAGUUCAAGUGAAGAAGACGAAGACGGUACUGUCUUUUACCCUGAGCGAACGACGACAACUUUGCGUAGCGCGUUUCCGCAGGAGAUGUUGAAAGCAUUUCUAGAGUGGCAACCAGACAAAGACCCGUUUAUCGCGGACGAGCCACCGGAAGUCGAUGAAAACGGUAACCAAAUUGUGGCAAAGAAGGACUACGAAGACGAUGCGGACAAAAGAGUAGAGGACGGAGUGCGAGAACCAGCGGCAUCUGCACCUUCAAAGGCGGCUUCAUUGUUUGGUGCAGCACGGCCUACCCCAGCUGCUAGUGGGUUCGGCGCGUUCGCGAGCGCAUUUGGCGCUGCAGUAGCCGCUCCGCCAUCUCCCGAGGAGGACGAGGAGGAGAAAAGAAGGAAGAAAUUUGCCGACGUUUCAAAAACAGCGGAUGGGGUAG
Messenger RNA from Amoebophrya sp. A25, 1033 nucleotides. Lineage: Eukaryota; Dinophyceae; Syndiniales; Amoebophryaceae. The record is from the annotation of a GenBank genome assembly.